Messenger RNA from Spodoptera exigua (beet armyworm), 934 nucleotides. The record is from the annotation of a GenBank genome assembly. Lineage: Eukaryota; Metazoa; Arthropoda; Insecta; Lepidoptera; Noctuidae.
UUCAAGUCGAAGUCGGUCAAUGGCGGAUGAAUGAAAUAAAGAGCUCAAACCCGCUUAUCGUAGCGAACUUAUUAAAAUUAAUUCGUAAACAAAUACUAUAUUUCAUUAUAACAGGAGUUGCUGUUUUUGAAAAGUCGAAAAAAAUGUCUCGUUCUGUGCGGGCAGAAACUAGAAAUCGUGUUAAAGAUGAUAUCAAAAGAGUCAUGCAAGCUGUGGAAAAAGUUCGCCAUUGGGAGAAAAAAUGGGUGACUAUUGGUGAAACGACAAUGAAAAUAUAUAAAUGGGUUCCAAUAUCUACGAAUGAGCAAAAGAAGAAACACGCGGCUAAACGUGAAAAUAAGGAGAACACAUUGACUCCUAAGAAAGUACACGAUUCUUCAAACUCCAACUUUGGUAUGGCGGAGGAUUCCAACACAUGUUUUUCAACAGUGAGUGAUUCCCAAGGGCCCACAGAGUUUACAUCAACAGCAAUGAACUUCUCUGAGGACUCCAACUCCCAGAGUAGUGGCACCACAACUCCAGCGAAGCGGUUAAAAACAGACUGAGGCUUGCUGAGUACCAACAUAUAGCUGCAAGCCCGCAGGUGGAGACUGUGCUUACAUACAGACAAUGUGAACUUGGUGGUAUGUUCGUGAGUUAAGGAGUGUGCAUUCAAGGAGCUAGCAACUAUUUACCACAUACUGCCACAGAUGCAUUCAUGCUUAUAGUAUAAUUUUAUCAAACUUGUGACUCUUUAUAAGAAAGGUGUUCUCAAUUAAUUACGGUCACCAUGACCAAGAGUGAUUUCAUUUAUUUUACUGCUAGCCCAAUUCUUGCUAUUUAGAGAUGAAACGGAUAGUUCUUUGAUUGUAUACAUGAUGCUGUCUACUCGGCCAACCUUAAGGCCAAAUAUUAGGCUGAACAUAGCAGACUCAAACAUACCUGAACACUUCAU